AUGGCAGAACUUGCUGUUAGUGCUGCUUUGCUUUCUUUUGAGAUCAUUUUUCCAGUUCUCAAUCAACAUCUGAAUCUCAAGAAGAAGGUUAAAGACGAAAUUGAGAGUUUCGAAGGAUGGGUUAGAGCAAUGAAAGCCUUCCUCGAGGAUAAUGAAGACGAUACUGAACGCAGCAGGUUGCUCGAAGAUAAAGUGGAACAAGUUCGAGGCAUUGCUUACGAUAUAGAGGAUCUUCUUGAGGAGUUUUCCCUUCAUUCAUCCUACAUAUUUCACAGCAAUAAAUUCACUCAGAAAGCCGUCCAAGCUGGCCAUAAUAUCAAGCACCACUUUCCACUUCAUGGGAUCUCCGGAAAGAUCAAAAGAAUCAAGAACAAGAUAGAUGGUAUUGUAUUACAAAAUAUUUUAUUUGCUAAUGGUUCAAGACCUGCUGCAUCAAGCUCUGGCACAAGGAGUCGAGUUCAGGUGAGUCCUCUUCUCCUUGACGAUGAAUUGGUUGGCUAUAAAAAACCCAGGGAAGAGCUUAUAAGUCAGUUGAUAGAUGGAGAAAAGAGACUAGUUAGAAUAGCUGUAGUUGGUCCUGGUGGCUCCGGCAAGUCAAUAUGUGUAAAGAAUGUGUUCGGGAAGAGAAGAAUUCUUGGACAAUUCGAUUGCCAUGCUUGGGUUCACGUGUCUCAGCACUUUGAUGUCGAGGAACUCUUAAGCGAUAUGCUAAAGAAAUUUUGCGAAUCUAGAAAGGAAAUUUAUUGUGAUCAGAGAGGUGGAGAUACUCUGACGAAGCUCAGAAAUUACCUCGUUGCAAAGAGGUACAUUGUUGUCCUAGAUAACAUUUGGAGAAGAGAAGACUGGGAGCGCAUCAAGAAUGCUUUGCCAAGUGGGUUUUUGGGCAGCAGAAUAAUUCUGACCACCAGGGCCUCUGAUGUGGCCUCUUCAGCCGAAUUUAUACAUCACUUAAAUGGUCUAGAAGCACUAGAGGCCUGGACCCUCUUCUGUAAGAAGGCCUUCCAAGACAGUAAAGGGGAAUGUCCUUCUGAGUUGAAGGAUUGUUCUGUGAAAAUACUGAAAAGAUGUGAAGGACUGCCCUUCUAUAACUUGGUAGUAGCCGGUGCUCUAUCAAAUACACCAAAGUUUCCAAGGGAAUGGGAGAAAUUUCACAGCAGUCUUGGUGCCGAAAUCGAGCGCAAUUCUCCCCUUUUAGUUAUCUGCAGACCUGGCUACAAGGAUCUCUCAAGCAAUCUUAAGAGUUGUUUAUUGUAUUUCAGCAUUUUCCCUGAGGAUUACUCUGUUAGUCGGGGAAGGCUUGUGCGCUUGUGGAUUUCAGCAAUCAGCAUCUUCUCUCCUCACUUUCUCCCGUUAACCCACGGUGCCCCUGCCCACAGUCGGAGAGAGCCUUUCACGUCGUCCCGCAACGGUACUUUACCUUUCACGUCGUCGCUUCGUCAGCAACGAUCGCUCGUCGUUUUGAGGCGCUUCGACGCAACACAGGAACCACUGCCGCGAGGUUUGGAUGGUGUUUUGUGUAGUGUGGUGUGGUGUUUACGGUGGUGUCGUGGUGGAUCUAGCGCAACUGUUGCCAUUUUUUGA
Olea europaea var. sylvestris is the source of this 1581-nucleotide messenger RNA. Its product is annotated as disease resistance protein RPM1-like. Bases 1 to 1581 code for a protein of 526 amino acids. The record is from RefSeq and is a predicted model, not a curated record. The transcript is spliced from 3 exons. NCBI's taxonomy places the organism in Eukaryota, Viridiplantae, Streptophyta, Magnoliopsida, Lamiales, Oleaceae. Gene Ontology annotation, molecular function: ADP binding. Gene Ontology annotation, biological process: defense response to other organism.